Molecule: messenger RNA, 6319 nt
Organism: Anopheles funestus (African malaria mosquito)
Lineage: Eukaryota; Metazoa; Arthropoda; Insecta; Diptera; Culicidae
Product: potassium channel subfamily K member 18
Exons: 6
Coding region: 1058-2587 (509 amino acids)
Biological process (GO): stabilization of membrane potential; potassium ion transmembrane transport
Cellular component (GO): membrane
Molecular function (GO): potassium ion leak channel activity
Source: RefSeq, a predicted model, not a curated record
GGUGGGUCCACAGUGGGUAGGAUGUGUGUGUGUGUGUGCAACGGAAUGGAGGUCUGGUGAAGUGACACAUGCACGGCCAUCCCAGUGAUACAGCGACAGCAUAGAGAAGCUUCCCCGAGCUACCUGACACGGAGUGGUGAGCUUUUAUGCGGUGCGAAUUGUUGUACGGCCAACUAGACCAAUUUUUUGGUUUUUUGCUCCUUCACUCGAGAGGAAAUUCGUUUGGUGCAAGCACACUAAAAAUUGUGCUUUGUUAUUGUGCCGAGUGUGUUUGUGUGCAGUGUUUCGAGUCGGCAACUGUGACGGACAACCAACACGGUGUCCCUUCGUUGAUGGUACCCGUGCGUGUCUGUAUGUGUGUAUGAAGUGGAUGAAGUGAAGAAUGCUUAGGACGAGAGAAAAUAAAUAAAUCUUCCCGUCAGUAAGUCGAGACGAAGUGGCCCCAAAUGAGCCCGCUGGUGGUAAGCUCGAGCGCAGCACAAUGCAGCGUGAAUAAUGUGUGCGUGCAGUUGGAUUGAUAAAUGUGUGGUAAAAUAAUUUGACAAACCGGGAGCAUCAUCUUGAGGAUGGACGGUUGUGCCGAAGGCAGGGAGUGGUGAUCAGUGGAAAUGGUGGAAAGUUUUGCACAGUAGCAAACGGCAAUCGAAUUCUGGAUUGGGUAGAACGGGGGCUUGUGCGUGUGUCUCUGAAGAGAGGAUAGGGAAAAGGUGUAAAAAAGUGUGAGUGGAAUGAAAAUCUAGUCAACAUUGCUUUUGAUCGUGUUUGACAGUUUCAGCAGCAAUCUUUUUCUCCCGCCCGCCCCAAGAGGGUUGCAUGAAAGUUUUGCUAGUUUGGUGGAGUUUUCAUCAAUUGCUGGUGGCGAUAGAGUAAUUAAAGACUGAUAAAUUACGAGAUUGAAGUAAGGUGAAUCUGUGGAAAAAAGUGUAUCUGUGAAACGUUUAAUAUAUAAAUAGAGGAAGAAACACUACGGCAAGUGAUCAAUCACCCGUCGCGGUAAUUUAAAGCAAGCGAAUAUCCCUGCAACAGUUCCAAAACUGCAGUUCACUAUGAGCAAACGAUGAGCGUAGGAACCAUGCACGAGAAGGACAGUCACGAUCACUAUCGUUACGACACGUACGCACCGCUGAUGAAGUCCGCGACCAUGAAGGGCGUCAAGGCGGUCCACUGCACCAGCGAAACCAGCACCGUGCUAAAGGGUGCCACACACACGACGAUGACCAAGCACAGCACCACGAUUCAUAGCAAGGACGGUACGGCCAAGUCCCGGUGCUGUUCCUGCUGUUCGAGCCGUGGUAGUUCCACCUUCUGGGCUGCACUACUGACAAACAUUGGCGUCUGCACGCUACUGCUGGCGUACACACUGCUUGGUUCGUUCAUUUUCCUUGCAAUCGAAGGAGGCGCUUCGCAGAUGCAACAGCGUACGCUAGCGUCAACUAACCGGCACCAGAAGCAACAGCCACUUAGCAACAAUCAUCACGGUCGGCAUGAUACGGCAAACCUUACCUUUCCGCAGCUAAUUUUACUCGAAGCGGUUGAGGCACGCCAGAAAACGGUAGAAAACAUCUGGGACAUUACGGUAUCGUUGAAUAUACUUUAUCGAGAAAAUUGGACACGUUUGGCAUCGAUGGAGAUUGCACGGUUCCAGGAGCAGUUUGUAAAUAGGCUUCUGGAGGAGAUGACACAAAUCAACAAUAUGCAACAUGCGGUCACGAGUGGAGGUGUUCACGAUCCGGGUCACUCGCAGGAUAACAACUGGACGUUUGCUCGUGCAUUCCUAUAUUCUUUGACCAUUUUGACGACUAUUGGUUAUGGCAGUGUAGCACCACGGACCGUUCUUGGACGGAUGAUAACUUUGGCCUACGCGGUGCUGGGGAUACCGUUGACAUUGGUCUACCUUUCCAGCACUGGUGGUAUGCUGGCGAAAGUUGCUCGCGGAGUGUUUUCUAGAGUUCUUUGUUGCUGCCUGUGCUCCAACUGUGGCUACUGUUGUUACGAUGAAAAACGAAUGGAGGAGAAAGAAAAGCGUAUGAAGCGGAAGCGUCAACAGAUGGAAAUGCAGCAGCAACAGCAUCUCGCCUUAUCCGGACAGGAACCGUACUACGUGCGGUCGGGAUCGCUACAAACCAGUGUAAGCUCACCGGAGAAACAGCUUACCAUGUUGGGCCCGGCAAUAACCACACCGGACCUAGACUCAGCGGCUGGCAGCAGUGACAGUGAGUCACGGGCAUCAAUGCAUGGUCUCAGCAUACUGGCACCGAUACUGCUGUGCGUGGCGAUGAUGUCGAUCUACAUCGUCGUCGGUGCACUGACACUGUUCCGCCUCGAAUCGUUACCUCUGUCGGACGGUGUGUACUUUUGCUUUAUGGCACUGUCCACGAUAGGGUUUGGUGCGUUAGCACCUGGAACACGUCGCGAAUCGACCGCAACCACGUGGUUCUGCUCGGGAUACAUCAUGGCCGGUAUGGCACUGACCGCCAUGUGCUUUAACGUGCUGCACGACGAAAUUUUGCACCGGUUGCGGCACAUGGUGGAGAUGCAGAAGGAGAUCAAGAAUCACAACGAGCAUCGCCGGUUUCUCGCAUCAUGACGGUACGAGAAGAAUACCAAUCUGUACCAACGGAAUCCCACCGAGGAAACCCUUAUUACCGGUAAGUGGUCAUGUUUUAAAGCUAUAAACAAGUUUCUUACAUUCCAAGAAUUUUGUGAAAUUUUAUCUAUGGCGUGAUGCUUUUUUUAUAGGUGUUAAAAUUCUUUCUUUUAAAACUGUUCAAUAACCUCCUUACAUUCCAAGAAUUUUGUUAAGUUUGACUAAUAGGGUCAUGCCUUCUUUACAACGAUAUACCAAACUUGUCUUUAUGAGAUGAGUACCCAAUCAUCCCUGAAUGGAAUUAUGAAGAGCAUUUCUUUAAACUUGCUAUACAGCAGGAGGAACUACUUUAGUCUGAGGUAUUUCACACACCAAGGGUGUCAAAAACGAUGUCAACCCGUACCGAAAUAGGAUGCAGACAAAUAGAUCAAACGAAGUGGAAUGGGUGUAAGAAAUACCUCUAAUUGAAUUACAAUCGAUACUACUACUUUUGUGGAACGUUCAUUUCUGAGAAAUGUCUUGUAUUGCCUUUGCAAGGCAGGAAUGAAAAUCGUGCAGGAAUUAUAGUCGUGAGGAAAGCGAGGGAGAGAGAGAGCGAAAAUUGAAAAUGGAUUCUAAUUUGAUCAAGCUACAAUCAAGAACCGUUUAGAAGGAGCACAAUAGUGUGACUUUGUAGCUUACCUGCAGACACCGUUCUACAUCGCACCGCUUGCACGAUGGAAGUUGAAGCUGAUAAUUAAAUUAUCGGCUUAUCUUUCCACUGAGUUGAGUUCCCACGAUAGGGGUUGAAUCUCUCCAAUUGUGUGUAGGAUAUAUGCAAACCGGCAGGCGAUCUAAAUUAAAUUGCCCGGAAGGGGGUAGUAUCGUUCGGCGAUAUAUAUCUUUGUCUCCUAAUCAUAUCUUGUUUUACUUUUUCUGCUUUGUUUUUCUUCAGGUACACCAACGUCAGUAAUUUUCGCACAGGAACCGGAUUUGGGGCAGCUGCAUAUGCAGCACGAUUGCCAUUCGGUACAUCAUACGGUCGGCCAUGAGCUCAUACCAAUUGUAACGAUGGCACCGAACGGUCCCAGUCCGGGCCUGUCAUCGGAGCUGUUGGACCGUGGCCCAUCCCUGUCAGACGUUGUCCCAGGCGGUCAGACAAUGAUGCAUCCGGCAGGGGAGCAAACUGCUUCGCCACAUGGACUUGCAAUGGGCGGCGUUGGUGGGAUCGGAUCGAUGAUGUCAUCAAAUCUGAAUACCAGCGUGUACACGCUCCCAGAGGAAUCGGAACACGAGUCGGAGGAAUGCCCUGCUAUGUAAGACGAAACAAAGCUUUGAAUAAAUGGGCACCAUCGCCGUGCUUUCUCUUCCGGCAUAAUGAUACAGGUAGUGUCUCCGUGGUGAGACACGCGUACACUAAAUCAAUCAAUUGUUGAAUCAUUUCUUAACUUAAUCGUACUGUUGAGGUGGAUCAAUUAUAGCGGCAUUGUGGUUACAUAGGUUACAUCUUAGGUAAAUAAAAAAAGCAACUUUUGUUUAGAUAUGUCGAAACAUAGAUAACGUGACCUCGACACAAGUUCAUGAUACUAAUGUUCAGUCGAUAUGAUAAGCGGAAAGAUAGUAAAGAAUGUCUUGAUGAAUACUCUUGAGAAUUUCACCAUCAAGCUGAAUGUACAUAUAAUACAGCCGUUAGCAACUUCAGCAAGCUAAUAUUUUAAAACACAUUUUCCACAUUUCAGGUGUUGUAUAGUCAAUGAUUUCAACACUCUUAUUUCAUUACCAUGUAUUGCAAGAGGGUUUCGAGUUAUGUCGUACAGUUUUGUGGCAAUAUGAAAUAUACCAAAACACCACAAAAACAUUUAAUGUUGUUUUGAAACAUAGUACAGAGCAUUAUAUAGUGUUUGUUUUUUGUUUUUUAAUGAAUUAUCCUAUAAUAUUAACAUUGAAAAUCAUUGCUAUUCACUAUGCGAGUGGGGAUCACGAUUAUGUUCACGAGUACUAAACAUAUGCAUAGAUAACGAAAAGUACAUUACGUAAAGCUAGAUAAUACCGAAGAAACUUAACUUACACGCCUGUAACGUACAUAGUAUAUCACUACAUCUACUUAGAUAAAAGCGAACAAGAAAAAUGCAAGGAUAGAAUAGAAGUAAACGUCACGAGAAAUUGAGCAAUAGCGUUUGUCUCAUGCCCAUUGUACGAAAGGAACCCCAAUAGAUAAUGAAAAAACAAAUCACCUGCCGCACGCAGAAAAUGUGUGCAAAAAGGAGAUCAAUCAUUUUGUCGUAGCGAGAACAAUGUUUUGAACAAAUUUUUUAAUCCUGUUUGGUAUCGUUUACAUUACGUACCUAGGCCAAUACAUUUUUUUCUUGAGCAAAUUGUAUUAUUUACUUUUAACUAAAUCUGAUGGAAGCGGAAAUCUUGUUCAAGAGAUAAACAAAUACUUUACAAUGGGAUGAUCAGUAACGAUACGAUAUCGUUAAACAAAAUAAUCACAAAAUUCACAUAUUCGGUAUCCGAAUAGUGCUCAUUACAUUCCGUUACGCAAAACAUGAAAGAUAAAUGUAUUUGAAUAUUUGAGGAAAAACAAGAAAGAAGAGUGGAUAAAAAUACACACGAAGGAAUUUAUCGUACUUAUUGCAUAUGCACAACAGGAUUGGAAAAAAGAAUUGAGCGGACCUGUUCCAUGCAUAACGUGUCGAGGAGACGUGACUAAGUCGUCUAGUAAACCAUUAUAUACAUUUUCGUGCAAAUAUGUAAUUGAACUCUAUUGUAUGAUAAUGGAAUAUAUUUCUCUUUCUACAGUAGUUGCUCCCAGAAAACAGAAACCCAAAUCCCCACCCCGGGUGCAAUAUCUUCAACAUACAAACUGUAGCAAAAAAGCUCUCCAAACUUUUUCUUAACCGUUAAACAUACCGGAACAGCCAGUGACAAAGGCAGCUAAGUUACCGAACGAGCAGAUAAUGAUGAAGUGUGACAUUUUUUAUGAAGUUGUAUACUAUUGCUUUUACUCAUCCCCGAAGCCUAAGCGAAAAGUGUGGCGAUUGAAGGUAGAGCAUUAUGAUUCGAGUAAACUGUCCGUUGCGUUCAGUCUCAAAAGAUAAACAAAUUGACGGAAAGCCGUACUCGUAGUUACCGAAGUUCGUGUAAAAUUUUUGUACACCAAAAACCAGUUGUGCUUCAUGAGACUACCGAUAACCAGUAUCGUUGCGUGUAUUAUUAAAAGUGUAAAUGAAAGUGAUGCACUGCGCGAUGAAAGUAUGAUUCAAACUUACAUUCAGAUAGUUUGCCACCCAUUCGAUUGGCAGGCGGUUGCAGUGGAUGAUCGUAAUGUUUGCGUUGAAUUUCCCCACGAACAAAUGCCGAACCGAAUUGAUCCUCUCGUGCGGAGUAAAGAAACGAUUGGAAGUCACACUGACAUCUUUUAACACGAUGUGAUACAUAAUAAUAAACAGUUUCGGUGUAGUGUUAUCGCAAUAAGAAAGAUGCAAUCGUAGGAAUGGAUGGAUUUGAAACGAAAACGAAACGCGAACAAACGAAGGAAUGUAAUCUCCUGUAAACCUGGCAGUCACAUACAAUCCUCCCCGUUCACUACAUAACAUAAGUAAGUGCAUAAUUACAUUCGUUGAAGAUGAAACUGGUGCACUAAUGGGACUUCCUCAAGCAUCAUGCAUGUCCAUUCACCAGGAUGAACCGUUCAUCGUCCUUUUAUCGAUGCUGAUCGUUGAUGUAAUAAAAAGUAUAUACGUACACUAA